AUGUCGAUGCUCGGAACCGUCGCUAAGCAGCUCAAGAACCACCCAGCUUUGAUCCCCUUGUUCAUCUUCAUUGGUGGUGGUGCAACCAUGAGUGUUCUGUAUCUUGGCAGACUUGCGCUGAAGAAUCCUGACGUCUCCUGGGAUCGCAAGAACAAUCCUGAGCCUUGGAACAAAAUAGAGCCUAAUCAGCAGUACAAGCUUUUCGCAAUAAACAUGGACUACUCCAAGAUGAAGAAGGACCGACCUGAUUUCUAA
This is a messenger RNA of Nerophis lumbriciformis (worm pipefish), 255 nucleotides long. Lineage: Eukaryota; Metazoa; Chordata; Actinopteri; Syngnathiformes; Syngnathidae. The record is from RefSeq and is a predicted model, not a curated record.